AUGGCAAAAUUUGUGAUCGCUGGAAAAGCUAAUUGUCCACAUUAUGCCAAAGCAGAACUAUUAGGAGAUUAUCUUCAACGUAAUUUACCUAAUUUUACUAUUCAUAAAUGGUCAAUUGAAGCCAAGAAUUGGGAUGAUUGGAUAAAUUCUAUAUAUGAAAAAUAUCAAUGGAAAUCAACUAAACGAUCAUCUCCAAUUAUAUGGCGUGAAUUACUUGAACGUGGUGGUCGUAGUACAUUAGUUGGUGAUCUUGAUGAUUUUCAAGAAUAUGCUCAAUCUUAUUAUGGAACAAUUCUUGAUCAUUUUAUGACAAAUUCAUCAGCACUUUUUCGUUUAAUUGCUGAAGAAAAUUUUCAACAAUAUACAAAUGAUAUUCAAUUAAAAAAUCAAUAUAUUGAACAAACAAUAAAUCCAUAUUAUGUUUGUAUUAUUGGUGCACAUCAUCCAUGUGCAUAUGAAUUAUUUCCAACAUUAUUUUCAACAAAUUUAUUUCCUAAUCGUGAUAUAUGUCUUCGUUUAACAACAAAUAAUAUAUCAAAUUUAUCAUAUUUACAAGCUAUGUCAAUGGAAAUUGAAGAUCUUGCAUGUAAACAAUUUCAUAAUAUUGAAAUUUCAUUACAAGAUAAUGAAAAAUUCUAUGAAAAUAUAGAUUUUAUUUUAAUUAUUGAUGAUUAUUUUUUUGAAGAAAAACAAAAAUAUUUUGAUUUAUUAGUUAAUGAAAAACUAAAAUUAAAUAAAUUAUAUGAUGAAGCAAAUUUAUUUGAUGAUGAACGACCACCAUUUAUACCAGAAAAAAUAAAAUAUGAUUAUAAAAAAGCAUUUAAUUAUUAUAAAAUAUUAGCUAAUCAAAUUCAAACAAAUAUUAAAUCAACAUGUCAAAUACUUAUUGCUUGUUCGAAUUCAACUAUGAUUGCAACACAAGCAUUUAUAAAAACAAUUAAAAAUAUUCCAACAAAUAAUAUUCUCGGUCUUUCAAGAACAAUUGAAAAUCAAGCUAAAGCAAGAAUUGGAAAAAAACUUAAUGUUGAUCUUAAAAAUAUUGUUGAUCUACAUAUUAUUGGAGAUAUUAAUGGUGAAUAUAUUAUUGAUACAAGUCAUUGUCAAACAAUUGAUUAUGAAGGUGCUAUAUGGGCACGAACAUUUUUAAGAAAUUCAAUAGAUAUGUUAGCUGAUUCGAAAUGGUUUAAAGACGUUCUUGGAAAAGAAGUUGAAAAUCGAGAUUUUGACCUUUAUACUCGUGCUGAACAUAAUCGAAUACUUGUUCAUACACAAGCAUCAGCUAUAUUAUCAUUUAUUCAAGAUUGGAUCAAUGGUUCCAAUGAUGAUUAUUCAUAUUCAUGUGUUAUGUCUUGUUCAAGUUCGUCUUUAGGUUUAACAGAAACAAAUGAUGAAGAACAAAUAAAUGAAAAUAUAAUUUGUUCUGUACCUGUAAUGAUGAAAGGUCCAGAAGAAAUAGUACCUAUUGAUUUAAAUCUAUCAAGUGAUAAUCGUCUUACACUCAUUCGUAUCAUCAAGGAUAUGCAAGUCAAAUAUAAAAUGGAUUGA
Messenger RNA from Rotaria sp. Silwood1, 1545 nucleotides. The record is from the annotation of a GenBank genome assembly. Lineage: Eukaryota; Metazoa; Rotifera; Eurotatoria; Philodinida; Philodinidae.